CUCUGGAUAUUGGUUAGAAAGUCCUCACUCUAAUCUCUCAUGCCAUCCCUUUGUUCUGUCUUACGUGCCCUCUCCCUCUAUAAAUAUGCCUCAAUGUCCUAUCCUCAAAAUCCCCCUAGCAAAAUCAUAAUACUUUUGUUUUCCAACUUUCUCUACUUCAGUUCUUUCACAACAUAACACAUGGAAAAUCACUCGGAUUCCAUAUUCAGUUAUCACGAGAGUUGUGAUGAGUUGAGGCAAAAGCUUUUGGCCACCACACUGGAACUGAAGACCAUGGAGAACGUGAAGAGGGAACUGUUGAAUCUGCUGAAGAUGGCAUACCAAGAGAGAGACGAAGCAAGAGAAGAGCUUCAAAAACUCGAAGCAAGAGAAGAGCUUCAAAAACUCGUUACAAAACUAACACCCUCGAUUUUGUUCGAAGUUCCUUCCAUGAUGAUGAUUCAUGCGCAAACCAAGGCAAACUCGAGCAUCACCGAAUCCAACAGCACCUCGCACGUUUCCUCCUCCGUAGAUUCCCUUCUCGAGGCAUUUUCUCCUCAGGAAUUCUCCAACAUGAACAACAACAACAUUGUCGAGUCCCACAACUUGGGUGGUUAUUAUCUGAAACAACCUUCUGUUCAAAACAUGAACAUGAGUGUCUUGUCUCAAAAGCGCACGUGUGAUGCUGGGGACCAAGUGAUUGAAUACAUGGCUAAGGGAAAAGUGUUGCCUCAAAAGGGUAAUCUCCUUAAGGCUGUGAUGGACGCGGGUCCUGUGCUUCAGACACUCCAUGUUGCGGGGCCACUUCCCACGUGGCGAAAUCCCCCUCCUUUGCAGAACAUAAAGAUUCCACCUCUCAAUGUUCAAGACUUUGUUGCUUCCAAUAAUAAUAAUAAUGUGAAUACACUUCGGAAGCCAAUGCUUGCACCCUCUCAUUAUUCUACACAGCCUUCCAUGCUCAACAAUUCAUUCCAGAUGGCUUCAAAUGCUAAUUGCAAAAACCUUGCACCAUCGAGGAUUCCACAAAGCAAUCAGCAUCUUCUACGAAACUAGUUCCCCCCUCUCCCAUGUUUUUUUAUUCUGUAAAUGGAGUUAGAAUUUAUUGGUGUAAAUGGUAUGUAUACCCUGCCUUUGGUUCAAUUGUCAAGCUGACAUAUUUUGGUCCCAGUUUAAGAGUGGCCCUUUUUCCAAACGUGACAAUUUAUUGCAAAAUUUGAUCGAGAUUACCACUA
Messenger RNA from Glycine soja, 1211 nucleotides. RefSeq lists its product as uncharacterized. The transcript is spliced from 2 exons. NCBI's taxonomy places the organism in Eukaryota, Viridiplantae, Streptophyta, Magnoliopsida, Fabales, Fabaceae. The record is from RefSeq and is a predicted model, not a curated record. Bases 181 to 1032 code for a protein of 283 amino acids.